This is a messenger RNA of Nematolebias whitei (Rio pearlfish), 1985 nucleotides long. It is a transcript of the gene slc19a1, whose product is annotated as solute carrier family 19 member 1. Bases 1 to 1572 code for a protein of 523 amino acids. Gene Ontology annotation, biological process: folate transmembrane transport. Gene Ontology annotation, molecular function: folate:monoatomic anion antiporter activity; folic acid binding. The record is from RefSeq and is a predicted model, not a curated record. NCBI's taxonomy places the organism in Eukaryota, Metazoa, Chordata, Actinopteri, Cyprinodontiformes, Rivulidae. The transcript has 5 exons. Gene Ontology annotation, cellular component: basolateral plasma membrane; plasma membrane; apical plasma membrane.
AUGGUGGACGAGGCGGCGUUGAGCCGCUCCUCCUCGGAGGAGAACAAUCCAGAGGUUCCUGCAUCUGAAGAUGCAGAGGAACGCGGCGACGUGGAGGCGGCCGCGGCGGCGUCCAAGGUCACGUCUCCGUCUGAGGACUCCCCGGAGGACUCCCCGGAGGACUCCGGCGUUGUCGGAAAGUUAACGUGCUCGGUCUUAUUCUUGUGUUUUUACGGGUUCAUGACGUCGAUACGACCCGGGGAGCCGUUCAUUACGCCCACCCUGCUGAGCGUGGAGAAGAACUUCACCAGAGAGCAGGUGACCAAUGAGAUCACGCCGGUGCUGACGUACUCGUACAUGGCUGUGCUGGUGCCGACCUUCCUGCUCACGGACCUCCUGCGCUACAAGCCGGUUCUGAUCGUCCAGAGCGUGUGUCACGUGGCCAUCUGGAUCCUGAUGCUGCUGGGUUCCUCGUUGCUUCAGAUGCAGCUCAUGGAGUUCUUCUACGGGAUCACCAUGGCCUGCCGCGUGGCCUACUCCUCCUACAUCUUCUCCCUGGUCAGCCCGGUUCUGUACCAGCGCGUGGCGGGCUAUUCGCGCUGCUCGGUUCUGCUGGGGGUCUUCACCAGCUCCGUUCUGGGCCAGCUGUGCGUGUCUUCUGAAAAAGUCACCUACUACGUCCUUGACGCCGUUACUUUGGGCUUCGCGAGCUUCGGCUUGCUGCUGGCGCUGUGUCUGCCCUGGCCCAAACGCUCCUUGUUUUUCAACCGGGCCCAGAACCAGGAGCAGAAGGAGCUGAUGGCCGUGGCUCGGUCCGAGGCGGACAAACUCAACCCGCCGGAGAAAGGAGCGAGGUCGGCGGCGCGCUGGAAGGAUUCUGUUUUUGUGCAGAUGCUGCUGGAGGUGAAAAACCUGGUGAGGAGUCCCAGCCUGAGACUCUGGUCCAUGUGGUGGAUCUUCAACUCCACCGGCUACUACCUGGUCCUGUUCUACGUCCACAUCCUCUGGAACAAGAUCGCCAACGACAAGAAGGUGUACAACGGGGCCGUGGAGGCGGCGGCCACGUUACUAAGCGCAGGAACCACGUUCGUGGCGGGCUUCGUUAAGAUCCGGUGGAACAUCUGGUCCGAGCUGGUAAUCGGCAUCAUCACGGCGCUCCAGGCGGGCCUGCUGCUCCUCAUGAGCACCACGGACCAAAUUUGGGUCUGUUACAUCGCCUACAUCCUCUUCAGAGGCUUCUACCAGUUCCUGGUGCCGAUCGCCACUUUUCAGAUCGCCUCGUCGCUCACGAAGGAGCUGUGCGCUCUGGUGUUCGGCAUCAACACGUUCCUGGGGACGAUCCUGAAGAGCAUCAUCAACCUGAUCUUCGCAGACAAGAGAGGCCUCGGCCUGGACGUGCAGUCUCAGUUCCUGGUGUACUUCAUCUACCUCGCCAUCCUCACCGCCGUGUACAUCGUCUGCGCCGCCGUGGUGCUCGUCCGCCACGCCAGGACCCGGCCGAGGGGCGGAGCUUCAGCCGGCGGCACAACCAUGGAGCUGAGCCCGGUGUCGGAGGCAGAACCUCUGUCGAACGGCAAAGACGCCAAGUGCUAACAUAGGAGAACUUUAGCUGUUUUUGGUUUUAGCUGUGAACUGAUUGAGCACAGGAAGUUAAAAAUAAUCUUGUUUACAGAGAAAACUCGUAGACGGCCGAGCGCAGCGCUCGACGCUAACUUUCAACGAGCCGAACGCACGACGCAAUCCGGUCUGAUCGGAUCCGGUUCAGUCCGAUCAGACCACGUGAUGCUGGUUAGUUUUAACGCAGAACGUUUUAUCGUUUUCCAACAGAAGUCCUUUUUUAUUUAACGCGGACGGAAGACGAAGGUCCGACGUUCUGACAGAACCGGGCCGUUGAAUGUAACGGAUCGUAGGAAGCUGAUUUCAGCAGAUUGUCACUUUUUAAUUUUUUAACAGGAACUUUUUAUUCUGACGACGUUCGUUUGAGGAAAUCUGAUGUUUAUAUUUGA